This is a messenger RNA of Cajanus cajan (pigeon pea), 3021 nucleotides long. RefSeq lists its product as uncharacterized. Lineage: Eukaryota; Viridiplantae; Streptophyta; Magnoliopsida; Fabales; Fabaceae. The record is from RefSeq and is a predicted model, not a curated record. Gene Ontology annotation, biological process: DNA integration. Gene Ontology annotation, molecular function: nucleic acid binding; RNA-DNA hybrid ribonuclease activity.
AUGAAGAUCCCCAAUGACCGACUGGUGCCUUACGCAGGAACCCUGGUAGGAUUCGCAGGAGAUCAAGUUAUAGCUAAGGGGUAUGCCGAUCUAGAAACAAUCUUCGGUCAAGGCUCACAGAUGAAGACGAUGACUAUUCGGUACUUAGUGGUGAAUGCUCAGUCGUCCUACAACAUACUCAUCGGGAGGCCUACGUUGAACAAACUAGGGGCUAUUGUGUCGACUGCGCAUCUGAAAGUGAAGUAUCCGUUACCAAAUGGAGAGGUCAGAAUCCUCAAGGUGGACCAGGAGGUCGCCCGGAAGUGUUAUUCAGAUAGCUUGAAAGCGAGGAGACGUUUAUAUACCGCACCUGCUGAAAGACACAUUCAUUCCAUCGAGCUAGACCCUAGAAUGGGACAAUUUGAUCACCGACCCGCCCCCGCAGAAGAUGUCAAGGAAGUGGAGAUGAUGGAAGGGAGAAACGUAAAGAUAGGCACCUCCUUAACACCUGAGGACGAAGAGAAGUUAGUCGGAGUUCUAAAAGACAACGUGUCGGCAUUCGCCUGGCAUUCUAGCGACAUGCCUGGCAUUGAUCCAGACUUCUUGUGCCACAGGCUGGCUAUAGACCCUAGCGCGAAGGCCGUGAUCCAGAAGAGAAGGAAGUUCGGCGAGGAAAAACGAAGGGCGAUCACGGAAGAGACACGAAUUUGGGUGAUGGCAGGACAUGUCCAAGAAAUCCAAUAUCCGACUUGGUUAGCGAACGUAGUCAUGGUGCGCAAGAGCAGCGGGAAAUGGAGAAUGUGUACGGACUUCACCGACCUUAAUAAGGCCUGCCCAAAAGACUCAUACCCGCUGCCGAACAUAGACUGCCUGGUGGAUGGGGCGUCGGGAUACGAGUUACUGAGCUUCAUGGAUGCUUACUCGGGGUACAACCAAAUCCGAAUGCAUCCCGCAAACGAGGACAAGACCGCCUUCAUAGCCGAUCAAGCCAAUUUCUGCUACAGGGUUAUGUCGUUUGGUCUAAAGAACGCAGGGGCGACCUAUCAGCGACUGAUGGACAAAGUCCUUGUAAAUCAACUAGGUCGGAACGUGGAAGCUUACGUAGACGACAUGGUGGUGAAGUCGGAAAGCGUCAGUCGGCAUUUUGACGACUUGCAGGAGAUGUUCGACACCAUUGGCAAGUACCAGCUCAAACUGAAUCCCGAAAAGUGCUCUUUCGGUGUCCAAGCGGGAAAGUUCCUCAGUUUCCUGCUGACUCAUCGCGGCAUUGAAGCAAACCCUGACAAGUGCUCGGCCAUCAUCAACAUGAGGAGUCCGUCCACGGUGAAGGAAGUCCAACAACUAACGGGAAGAAUGGCGUCGCUAUCUCGAUUUUUGUCCAGAUCGGCCGAUAAGGUGUUGCCGCUUUUCCAAUGUCUAAAGAAGAAUGACCGUUUUGCUUGGACAACCAAGUGUGAAGAAGCUUUCACAGAACUCAAGAGAUCACUUGCAUCACCGCCGAUCCUAACAAAACCACUACUGAACCUCCCUUUGCUGGUCUAUAUAUUGGCGUCCGACCGGGCAGUUAGUUUUGUUCUUGUACAAGAGCGGGAAGGUUCACAAGCUCCUAUCUACUUUGUAAGUAGGGUCUUACAGGGAGCGGAGACGAGGUACCAGAAGAUUGAAAAGCUAGCCCUUGCAAUACUAGUCACUGCGAGGAAACUGAGACAUUAUUUUCAGAGCUACGAGGUGAUAAUCUGCACGGACUAUUCGAUUCGUCAAGUCCUGCAGAAACUCGAUCUGGCUGGCAGAAUGAUGAAGUGGUCGGUCGAGUUAUCAGAAUUCUCCAUCAAGUAUGAGCCGAGAGGAGCAAGCAAAGCUCAAGCAUUAGCUGACUUCCUGAUGGAGUUGACCCAUCCGGCCGAGGAGCACACGGUCGGUGAAACCCAGUGGAUUCUAUCGGUUGAUGGUGCUUCAAAUCUAGGAGGAAAUGGAGCUGGAAUUGUCUUGGAAGGCCCGGGGGGAAUACUACUAGAGCAGUCAUUGCGGUUCGAGUUCCGAGCAAGCAACAACCAAGCCGAGUAUAAGGCGUUGCUAGCAGGGAUGAGUUUGGCGAAGGAGAUGGGGGCGACAAGCUUAUCAGCUAGAAGCGACUCCCACUUGAUCACCGGGCAAGUGGCUGGAACCUUCCAAGCGAAGGAUCCUCAAUUGGCCAAGUAUUUGGAAAAGGUUAAACUCCUGUCGGAAAAUUUCCGAGAGUUCACACUUAACCACGUUCCAAGAGAGCAAAAUUCAUGGGUCGAUCUGCUCUCCAAGCUCGCAAGCACAAAGAAGCCAGGAGCCACUCGGUCAGUCAUCCAGGAAACUUUGACUCAGCCGAGCAUCAACACUCCACAGGGGAGUGUUCUUUUCAUCCAAGAAGAGCUCGAUUCAUGGAUGGGACCGUACAUUGCAUACUUGACUCGGGGGGAGGUGCUAGAAGAUAAGAAGGAGGCGUCACUGAUACAGAGAGAGUCAGCCAGGUUCGUGGUCAUCAACGAAAGAUUGUAUCGAAGAGGUUUCAGCUCUCCCCUUUUAAGGUGUUUGACCAAGUCACAAGCACAAAGAGUGAUGGACGAAGUGCAUGGCGGAAUGUGUGGAAGCCAUAUCGGAGGACGAGCUCUAGUGUACAAAGUUGCGAGGGCAGGUUACUUUUGGCCGAAUCUGAGGAAUGACUGCGUCAAUUGGGUUCAGAAAUGUGAUGGAUGUCAAAGGCAUGCAACUCUGCCCCCCUCCCCGGCUGAACGACUCCCCUCGAUCCUGUCUCCUUGGCCAUUCAACAAAUGGGGUAUUGAUAUUCUCGGUCCAUUUUCGAUUGCUGUGAGACAGUUGAAAUUCUUGAUAGUGGAUGUGGACUACUUCAGCAAAUGGAUUGAGGCAGAGCCUAUAGCAACUAUCUCAGUAGAGAAGGUUAGAGCGUUUCUAUGGAAGAAUGUGGUGUGCAGGUAUGGCGUCCCCCAAGUGCUAGUUUCUGACAAUGGGACACAAUUUGCAAGUGCGAGAGUUCGCGAUUUCUGUAGGUAG